UGCAAUUGUAUACCCUCAUUUCUUCUACUUAUAUAUUACAAAAUUUUUAAAACUUGCAUUUAAACACCUUAAACUUUUUGAAACUUGCACUUAAAUACCCUUAGGCGCUCAAGCUGGAUGGUGUAUAAAACUUUGAACUUCUGUUCUUGAGUAAACGACUCCUUUGGCUCCCUUCUCCAUCAUUCUUAUAUUUUUCCAACACCAACAUUCAAACAACAAAUUCUAAUGCCACCCAAACCCAACCUCUCCUUCCCCAUCUCCACCUUAACAUACACCAACCUCCUCCAAUCCUACGCCCACUCCCUCCUCCUCACCAAACAAAUCCAUGCCCACCUCCUCAAAUCCCCCACCCUCCCCAACCCGUCCCUCUUCCUCCUCAACACCCUCCUCAACUCCUACUCCAAAUCCUCCGACGCCUCCUCCGCCCACCACCUGUUCAACACAAUGCCACAUCGAAACUCAGUCUCCUACAACUCCCUCAUCUCCGCCUACCUCCACUCGGGUCUCCACUAUCGUGCAAUUUCCACGUUCAUCGACGCAAUGUAUGGCCAUGUCAAGCUUGAUAAGUUCACUUACGCGGCCGCUCUGAGCGCCUGCGCGAGAGCCGGAGAUUUGGACACUGGGAAGGUGGUCCACGGGCUGAUUGUUGCUGGUGGGUUCGGUCGCGGGGUUUUCUUGGUGAAUUCUUUGAUUGGGAUGUAUACAAAGUGCGGGGAUGUUGAGAUGGGGAGGAGGGUGUUUGAGGGUUCGGAGGAGCUAGAUGAUGUGUCAUGGAAUUCGUUGGUUUCGGGGUAUGAGAGGGUUGGUUUGGGUGAGGAGGCGGUUAGGGUUUUUGUUAGGAUGGUUCGUGGCGGAGUGGAUUUGAAUUCGUGCGUGGUUGGGUGCGUGCUCAAAGCUUGCUCGGGGCUGAAUUCUUUGCUGGGGAUUGGAAAGGCUAUUCAUGGGUUUGUUGUUAAGGUUGGGCUCAAUAUGGAUGUUAUGGUUGGUAGCACGAUGAUUGACAUGUACUCCAAGAAUGGGUUGCUGCACGAGGCUGUUAAGUUUUUUAGGUUCAUGCAAGAUCGCAAUGUUGUUGUGUUUAAUACCAUGAUCUCUGCAUUUAAACAAGUGAAAGAAGGAACGUUGAAUGAGCUCACAAGGGAAGCAUUGGGCAUCUACUUGGAUAUGCAGAGGGAAGGAAUUAGGCCAACAAAGUUCACAUUCUCGAGUAUUCUAAAAGCUUGCAAUCUGAACGAAGCGUUUGAAUUUGGCAAGCAAAUUCAUGGACAGGUAAUUAAGAUGAACCUUCAGACUGAUGACUUCAUUGGAAGUGCAGUUAUUGACUUGUACUCUGAUUCAGGUUCUAUAGAAGAUGGAUUGAGAUGCUUUGAUUCUAUCCCCAAAAAAGACAUUGUCACUUUGACAUCCAUGAUUUCAGGGUGUGUUUCUAAUGAGCAACACGAAAGGGCAUUGAGCUUGUUCUGUGAACUGUUGGCUAUUGGAAGAAGACCCGAUUUAUUCACUAUAUGUAGUGUUAUGAGUGCUUGUGCGAAUUUAGCGAUGAAAAGGUCCGGUGAGCAGAUUCAUGGCUUUUCAAUAAAAGCUGGAUUCAAUACAAGAACAGCUUAUGGCAAUGUGCAAAUCUUCAUGUAUGCGAGGUCAGGGGACAUCGAUGCUGCAGGUCGAACGUUCGAGGAGGCAGAGGACCGUGAUGUGGUUUCAUGGUCUGCGAUGAUUUCUAGCCAUGCUCAGCAUGGUUGUGCUCGAGAUGCUCUUAGGCUCUUUAAGGAGAUGGACGAAUGUGGCGUUGCUCCUAAUCAUGUCACUUUCCUCGGUGUACUCACUGCUUGUAGCCAUGGGGGACUGGUUGAUGAAGGAUUAAGGUACUUUAAGAGCAUGCAGAGAGACUAUGGCAUAAACCCUAAUGUAAAGCACUCUGCCUGCAUUGUUGACCUCCUUGGCCGAGCAGGGAGGUUAGGUGAGGCUGAGGAAUUCCUUUUGGACUCUGGUUUCAGUAAUGACCCCGUCCUUUGGCGAGCAUUACAUGGCUCUUGCAGGAUUCACAGAGACACUGACAGAGGUACUCGUGUAGCAGAGCGGAUAAUUGAACUCGAGCCUAGUGCUUCUUCGUCCUAUGUUCUUCUGUACAACAUGCACUUAGAAUCCGGCGAGAAACAGUUAGCAAUGAGAGUUAGAGAUCUCAUGAAAGAAAAAGGGGUGAAAAAGGAACCUGGUUUAAGUUGGAUAGAGAUUGGAGCUUCGGUUCAUUCAUUUGUGGCAGGAGAUAAGUCUCAUCCUCAGAGUAAUGUAAUCUAUUCAAAACUUCACGAAAUGAUGAUGAAGAUAGAGAAGAAGGUGAGUUUAGAAAAUUGCCAUAGUGAGAAGUUAGCUGUAGCAUUAGGUAUGAUUUGUUUGCCAGCAAUGGCUCCGAUUAGGGUGAUGAAGAAUUUGAGGAUAUGUGGAGACUGUCAUGAGACAAUGAAGUUGUUUUCAGAGACUGAAGAAAAGGAGAUUGUAGUGAGAGACGCAAUUAGGUUUCAUCAUUUUAGAGGUGGUUCAUGCUCUUGCGGUGACUAUUGGUGAUUUUGGAUAUUCUCACACAAAAAUAUCACUGUCCGUAAAUUCCCUGGAUCAAGCUGAAUUAGCCGUAUAAGAGCAUGACUGUUAUUGGACUC
Molecule: messenger RNA, 2654 nt
Organism: Asparagus officinalis (garden asparagus)
Lineage: Eukaryota; Viridiplantae; Streptophyta; Magnoliopsida; Asparagales; Asparagaceae
Product: pentatricopeptide repeat-containing protein At3g13880
Exons: 2
Coding region: 226-2562 (778 amino acids)
Biological process (GO): RNA modification
Molecular function (GO): zinc ion binding; RNA binding; protein binding
Source: RefSeq, a predicted model, not a curated record